GGAGCGAGCAGCCACAACUGAAAGAAGGUCACAUUUCUGUUUACAUGAAACCAGAGCACAAUUUGAAAUGGACUGGAUCAAGCAUAGUCUCAUUUUCAGAUGGUCGUUAGCAGCGUUUGGGUAUUUUGCUCUGCAGAUGACAGAUAUCUCGAGUCUGAAUCCAGAAGAAAAGCAUGUGAGCAGCACGUCUGCCGUGCCUGAGGACGCUCGGCUGGCAAGGGGACAAGGCCCCUGCUCCGGCAGGCUGGAGCUGAAGCAUCAGGGAGAAUGGAGAGCUCUGACCGUUAAGGACAGACAGGCUGGAGCCCAGGCUUACGUCAGGUAUGCUCUGGUGGCAUGCCGGCAAAUGGGUUGUGGUUCUGUAGUGUCCGUUGAACACAACAGCAACAACACUGACAGUCAACAAGCAUGGGAGGUUAAUUUCAGCUGCAGGGGCCCUGAGUCGGGCCUGCAGGAGUGCAGGAGCCCCUCAGCACGUAGAAGAAUCCAUGGGAAGGACACUUGGAACUCCAGUCUGGAUGUGAUCUGCUCAGAGUCUGUGAGGCUGGUUGGGGCAGCAGAUGUUUGCCAAGGCAGUGUGGAAGUGAAGUCGGAUCAGGGCUGGGCCUCAGUGUGUGAGGAGGGCUUCGACUCUGAGGCUCAGAAGGUGCUCUGCAAGGAGCUCGGCUGUGGGCCUCCAGGCUCUUUUUCAGGGUCAUUUAGGAAAGGAGAAGGACCCGUCUUAUCCAAACAAUUCCAAUGUGAAGGCAACGAGUCUCAUCUUGGGGAGUGUGCCAGUUCCGUCCGCAACAACUGCAGAACAGCGGCUGGAAUCUUAUGCAGAAAUGUGAAUGAAUUGAGACUGGUGGGAGGAGAAACUCAUUGUAAAGGCAUACUGGAGGGGAAGCAGGGCGGAGAGUGGAGGCCCCUGGCUGAUAGCUUCAGUUUCCAGAGACCAGAACACUCUGCUAAGGUUUGUGAGCAUCUGGGCUGCGGAGGUCUCAUCUCAACAUCAGGGAGCUAUUCUCCUAAACGUCAACGAGUGUGGAAGCUGUCAUACAACUGUCGAGGCCACGGACCAUCAGAAUGUUCAGUAUGGGAAGAGUCCAGUACAUAUCACCACAUAUCCCUGUCCUGUUCAGAGGGGGUGAGGCUGGUGGACGGCACUCAGAGAUGUUCAGGGAAGCUCCAGGUGAAGUCCGGUGACUCGUGGGCUUCAGUCUGUUAUGAGUCGUUCAGCCCAGAGACUGCUGUAGUUGCCUGUAGAGAUCUUGACUGUGGGUUCGCAGAUCAUUUCCAUGGGAGUGGUUAUCACCUCUCUCAAAUCUGGGGUCCGGUCUUCCGGUGUAAAGGCACGGAGAAGCAUCUCGUGGAUUGUCCUUCCACAACGCUCAACGCCACAACUGAACCAAGUGAAUGUGGAAAAGCUGUUCUAAACUGUGUUGAACGUCCAAUUCAACCUUUUACCAAACUGUAUACCUCUCAGGGGCCUGUUGAUUACAAGAACAGAGAGGUCUUGAAGGGCCAUCGCUUUGCCAUCUCUUGCUCCUACUCUUCACCUUACAAUGUUUCCUCCAUCCGCCUCCGCUUCGGGGUCGACAGUGACCACCCCUCUGAGCAGAGCAUGGCCCCUAAUCAGAAUGAAGCAGUCUUCAUCUUCCCUGCUGCAGAGAAUGUCCACCUAGGCACUUAUAAAUGUGACUACAACUUUGAUUUCAGUAAAGAAACCUUCUCUGAACCGAGGAUCAUGCAGCUCACUGUUAAAGAGCUUGAGGAUGUGAGGCUGGUGAACGGUCAGAGCCGCUGCGCUGGUACACUGGAGGUGCAGCAUCAGGACGAGUGGAGAGCAGUGAGCUCCCUGCACUCCUGGGGCCUGCAGGAGGCCGCUGUGGUGUGCAGACAGCUCGGCUGCGGCUCCGCUGUUUCCACCAGCAGAGUCCAGCUGCCUGAUCCAGCUCGGCCUGCAUGGCGCUUCUACACUGACUGUGACGGCUCUGAACAUGCACUGAUGGGCUGUGGCUCCGUGAGGAAGUGUCUCUCCUCUUCAGGCUCCACUGAAGUGGUCUGCUCAGACAUCCUGCUUCCUCCCAACAAGCCUGUUAUGUAUAUGGGUGAGUAUGACCUGGAGCAGAAUGUGUUGCUCUUCAAGGGCCACAGCUUCUCUCUUAAAUGCUACGUGGAGCCACAGUACCCCGGAGGUUCCUUCAGCCUCAUGUUCACUGGCUCUAACCCAACCAGUUACACCCUGCCAGCUGUCAAUCACUCCGCCUCCUUCAGGUUUGCUGCUGCAGAGCCCGCCCACCAAGGGAACUACAGCUGUGUUUAUCACAACUAUGUUUUCCAUCAGAACUUCUCCAAUGAGGGCCAGAGCCUCUCUCUCAUUAUUCAAGUGGAAUACGAUGUCAUGCUGGACGAUGGAGUAUUCAGAGAAGACGAUAGUGAGGCCUGUGCCGGCAGACUGCUGGUGUUCCAGGAAGAGCAGGAGUGGAGGCUGCUGAGUGCAGAGUCCACGGUCUGGGACCUGAAGCAUGCUGCUAUGGUGUGUCGACAGCUGGGCUGUGGUUCUGCUGCUUCAACCAAACAGAUUGAUCUUGUCCACAACACACAUGUGUACAGAUUCUUCUCUGACUGUGAGGGAUCAGAGCCUGCACUGAUGGACUGUGGGUCUGUGCAGCUCUGGUUCUCUUCCACUGCUAUUGAAGUGGUCUGCACAGAUGAGACCAUAACAAGCCUUAGGAAACAAGGUGGACAUAAAUGAUGAUGAGUGGUUGUUCUGUAGGACAGGCAAACGCUUUUAGGUUGGCCUGUCCCUUUUGAUCCUGGCUUCUUUCACUGAAGCAACAGGGCUUUUUGCAGAUUUUCAUUUUGAGAUGGUCUCUAUGCAAACGUUGUCUACGUUGCAUUUAGCUUCUUAGCCACCACCUGCCUCCUCUACCUCCUAAUAGCCAACUUUUGUAGAAAUCUCUGGUCAUCUCUGGGUCCUACAAUACUAAAUGUUGUUCAUCAGGCAUGUAAACUGGCAAGUUUCCCAUGUAGAAGAAAUGUAAAAACUUGUUUCCCUUUAUUUCUGUUGUAUGUUGAUAUAAUUGUUCGGUACCUUUUUAAGGUUCCUCUCUCUGUGUGCUGACGAGCUGUGUUGCAGACUUUGCAUUGACUCACAGAACAGUGGGUGAAACACUCAAUUAGCCAAUGACUUAGAGAAACGUAAUCUAUCUUUGUCAAUACAAAAGCAACAUAAGUAUAAAUUGUCUCGGCCAGAAUUCAGUUAGCCCUUUGGUCGUGUGAUAGGCAUGUGUAAGCCGGAGAAGCUGAAGCAUGCCAUAAUCGUUGUUUGCUUCUGAAGUUCAGGACCUUUUGAAACCAACAAAUUCUUACACACGUUGGUGAGGUAAAACCACACCUUGCAUCAGUCUCUGAAAAACCAUCUUCAUGUCUUAUUUCUUUGAAAAGCAGCCUACUAGAAAAUAGGUGCCAACAUAAUUCCUCUUUCCAGGGUUCUUUCAGGGCCUGUCAUUCCAAUGAUAUUACACUCAAUAAGUAGUAGAUCUCUGGGCAGCGUUCAAGACAAUGGCCAUGGUUCUUCUAUAUAGUGUGUUUCCAUAAUAAUAUAAAAUAGAGGUCAAAUUUUCACCGUUCUUUUAGUUCUGGUUUGAGCUUAACCAAAUCCUCAGAAACUUAACAUCUUGCAAUGUGUCGAAUAAAUGCACCGGGAUGCUCACCAGCUAGUUACUAUCAUUGUCGGCUGUGAGUUUUUAACAUCAUCUAAACUGCUCAUUUAAAAUAUAAAUAUCUACAGUAGGCUUAUUGCCUCAGGCUCAUGGAAGAAAAACUUGUAAUAAAGGAUGACAUCAUUUAACAUCUAAUACUAAGCCCUACACAACCUUAUUGCACAAAUCUCUGGCCUGUUGAUCCAGCAGAAACCAUAGUAUGGAUAAAUGCAUGUAUACACCGAUCAGCCAUAAAUUAUGACCGCUGACAGGUGAGGGGAAGAACAGUGAUUAUUGUUAGAAUGGCACCUCAGUGGGGGGGACAUUUAUGGUAGCAAGAGAACACUUUGUCCUCAAAGUUGAUGUGUUGGAAGCAGGAAAAAUGGGCAGCGCAAAACAGUUAAUGCUGGUUAUAGUGGCCGAUUUCGCCUAUCCAAAUGUUCAAACAGCCACUUAGCAGAGUUGUGGACUCGAGUUCCAUGACUUGGACUCGAGUCAGGCUCCAGUCAUGAAGUUGAUGACUUAAGACUUGACUUCACAACAUCUAAAAAGACUUGCACUUUGACUUUAACAUCAGUGACUCGCAUUUGGACUUGGACUUGCCCCUUUUGACUCGAAAAGACUUGCUACUUUCCCCAAACCCAAAGAUUAAAAGGUAUGUUGACA
This is a messenger RNA of Eleginops maclovinus (Patagonian blennie), 4352 nucleotides long. Its product is annotated as scavenger receptor cysteine-rich type 1 protein M130-like. The record is from RefSeq and is a predicted model, not a curated record. Gene Ontology annotation, biological process: zymogen activation. Bases 68 to 2737 code for a protein of 889 amino acids. The transcript is spliced from 10 exons. Gene Ontology annotation, molecular function: serine-type endopeptidase activity. Gene Ontology annotation, cellular component: plasma membrane. NCBI's taxonomy places the organism in Eukaryota, Metazoa, Chordata, Actinopteri, Perciformes, Eleginopidae.